Messenger RNA from Entelurus aequoreus (snake pipefish), 3601 nucleotides. It is a transcript of the gene ankrd6a, whose product is annotated as ankyrin repeat domain 6a. The record is from RefSeq and is a predicted model, not a curated record. The transcript has 19 exons. Lineage: Eukaryota; Metazoa; Chordata; Actinopteri; Syngnathiformes; Syngnathidae. Bases 333 to 2339 code for a protein of 668 amino acids. Gene Ontology annotation, molecular function: protein binding.
UAAGCUAGCUCGAUUCCAAAAUCCUAUUUUAUUUUUUAAGUUAAAGUUAAUUUUAAACCCAUUUUUCACAAUAUCCACUCUUUAAUAUGGUUGUCAAAUAUUAAAGGACAACUGUUCUCCAAUAAGUUUAUCGACAACUACCGCUCCGCUCCACCUCGGCAGCCGGUGUCUUCUCUGGCGACAUUGCCCGCUCGCCAGCAGACACAAGAGCAAGACGACGCUUUUGCUCAAAGUGUGCAUUUCGAGGACACAAAUCCACAGACAUGUCACAUCAAGCAGCAGCGCUCUCAGCAAGGCUGAAGUGACAGCCAAAGCUGUAAGCCAGACCUCGCAUGGCGGUUGUUGGCGUGACCUCAGGAUGCAGAGACAGGAAACAACAUGCAGCUUUCUUUGCGAAGGAAGCAGACCAUGGCGAGGAACUUGGUGACCUCUUUCAGGCAGUGGACGAAGCUGCAGGAUCAAUGGAUGAGAAGAUGUUUGGCCACCAAACAGCACUGCAUCAAGCAGCUGUGAUGGGAAACAGUGACGCCAUCUCUGUUCUCAUUCAAGGCGGCUGUGCUUUGGGCCUUCAAAACAAAAACGGAAACACGGCUCUGCAUGAGGCGUCGUGGCACGGUUUCUUCCAGUGUGUCAAACUGCUGGUCAAGGCUGGAGCUGAUGUAAAUAUCAGCAACAAGGCGGGACACACGGCUCUUCAUCUGGCCAGUCAGAACGCUCACGCUCAGACUGCUCGCCUUCUGCUUGUCGGUGGCGCCAAAGCGGACAGCAAGAACAAUGAGGGCGACACUUGUUUGCACGUGGCUGCUCGCUACAACAACGCGACGCUCGUGAGAAUGCUGCUCAGCUCCUUGUGCUCCGUCGACCAGAGGAACCAGAAAGGUGACACGGCGCUACAUGUGGCUGCUGCGCUCAACCACAAGAAGACAGUUAAACUUUUAUUGAACUCCGGCUCAGCUGGAAACAUCACAAACAACGAGGGUAAGACAGCGUUGGACAAAGCCAGAGACAACAACCACAAACAUGUUGCACUUUUGUUGGCCAGAGAUCCUCAGGUACAAAAGCACCUGCAAGGAAGGAAGGAUAGACGAGUAUUCACAGCUAAGUUCAGGACAGUUCCAGUCGCCACAAAAAAGGAAAGCUCUUCAUUGGUGGAAACAUCCAGCAGUGAUCCAACAGAGAGGAAAACAUUGAAGGAAGAUCAUGUAGAAAACUAUGUGACAUCAUGGAACAUCAUCAACCCUGAAAGAGGCAACGAGAAGGGUCUCCACUUGAAGAAGAAUCCAGUCAUUGAAGACAAGCUAUGGACUAACUACAGAAACAUUUCUUACACAGUAUACCGUGACAAGGACGGAAUCGUUCAACAGGCACCGAGUGGAGGCUGUCCCUGCAGGCCUUUGAUAAAGAAGCUGGAGCAGCAAGUGAAAGCCACUCGAGAAGAGAUGAGACUGCAAAUGUUUAGGAUGCAGAAGGUUGACAACAAGCUGUGUGAGAUGGACCUCAGGAACAAACAUCAGAUUUUGUCGCACAAAAAACAUCGGAGUUGUGUCAAGCAGGCGCCAACAAGGCGGGAGUUGAAGAGGCGGCCCACGGCCCAGGUUGAAGUCAAAAGCCUGGGCUACAAGCUGCUGUCCUCACCCCCCGCGGAGUCGGACAGCGAGCGGCAAUCCAUCCCCUUGCUGUCGGUGGUAUCUGCAGGCAGCAGCUCUUCAUUGGCCACUUAUGUCAACAUUCCUCCACCCACCUGCAGUCUGAACGCAGUCCAACAGGAUUUGACUGGCAGUGACAAGUACUUGCAAAUGAAAGAAAACGGGUCACUUGAUGAUGACCAGAACACAGCCUUCUUGUCGCUGCCUGGUCGCCAUGCUUUAGGAUUCCUCGUGGGCUCCGAUGACCCCGGCAGCCAGAGUCCAGGAGUGCGGGACGGGCACACGCCGGUGCUACUGUGUGGUCAGGGCUUCGUAAACACCAGUAGUCAGUCCAGCGCAAGCGAGCCCUCAAGUGCCCGGUGUCAAGGAAAAAUUGGAGAAGAAUCGCAUGAACCCACGUGUGCACGGACGCAAGCGACCCAGAGCAGAACAAUGGAGUUCUUCAUCGAGCCUCCAUUGGAGCCAACAUUCUGCCAGGAGAGAAACACCCUACACGCUAUGGAGGUCACGCAACGUUUCUUUGAGACGGUGUCUGUUCAGUUGGAGCGUUGGUAUGAGAGGAAGGUCCUGGAAGUGGAGGAGCAGACGAAGCUCAGAGUGCAGCAGGACAAACAGGAACUACUCGACCAAAUCAACACGUUGGAGGAGGAGCUCCGGAGAAUGAAAAUGGACGAGAAGGCUGGGAAAACAUAAAUGAAAACAAGGACUGUGUUGCUUAGCGAGUCUUGACAGGCUUCACCCACAUCUUAAGGAAUAACCAAAAAUCUUUUGCCUCAACACCGAGUAGCGCGGACCUCAACUUCCGAGUAUUUUUAGAUAUACGAAAAGACUAAAGCUGUUAAGCUUUUAGUUGCGAUCAUAUAUUUGAGUUAUGAGCCUCCACCCGUUAGUUGGCGUUACGAUUGUCAGAAUGAACCAUGUAAAACAUCUGGUCUUACUUGCUAGCAUUAGCUUAUAUUUACAUAUGGGUGUCACGGGGGAGGGGUACUUUUUUUUGGUACCGACCGAAUCCCAAUUCACCAAUUUGUGAAAAAUCCAACGGUGCCAUACUACGGUACCUUGGUGAUCACUCCAGCAGCACUGACACUACCUCUAAGUAAGGAUGCCAUUUUCAAUGCCAACAAAGCGGUUGACUCAAAAAAAAAAAAGCUAGCCAAAAAUGCGCUAGCGUUAUGCUAAUAUACAACAGCUUUGCUAUUGACAUGCUACUGAUUAGCUUUAGCGAUUUUACAUGGCAAUUUCAACAUCUCCAAAUUUGUUAAUGAAAACUACAACUAAAAUGCACGUUACAAUCAAACAGCUGGUGCAUAAUAAGUAGAAUACUUGCAGUAUGAACACUUUUUAAGGAAACAAAAAGACUAUAUUUGCAAAGACUGAACUGACCAGGCAUCACACCAUAAAUUAUGCACCAUCUAACGCAGGGGUGGGCAAUUAAUUUUUACCGGGGGCCGCAUAAGCAACCCGAGCACUGCUGGAGGGCCACACCGACAAUAUUUCAAUUAAAUUUUGCUCAAUAUUAUUUUUGAUAUACCGUAAGAUAAAUAAUAAAGAUAAUAAUAAUAAUAAUAAUUUCAUUUAACCUAACUUAACUUUAUACAAAAGCAGAUGGCUUUUGAUGGUUUUAUUUUUAACACUGUCUUACACAACACUUCCUGAUGUAUAAUACAAUGCAAAAAUGUCCAUUUCUGCACAGGGUUCAUUUCUGUCACUUUAUCCUGCAUUAUUCAACAUUUUUCCCCGUCAGAUUUGGACAACCAUCUGUUGUUAAAAAUCGUUUUUAAUCAUAUUUAUUUUAUAUUGUUUUUUUAUAUUGGUUUUAUAUGUAAUUAUUUUUUGUUUUUAUUCAGUCAUUGGUGGAGCUAAGGAUAAUAUUUGAAUAUUGUUUUUAAUAUUGUUGUGCAGCACUUUGGAAUCAUUUUGUUGUUUAUAAUAAUAAUAAUAAUACCUGGGAUUUA